CCUGGGAGGGCGGAGUACUUGCCCCAGCAACCCAUGGCAACCCCACAACACAGGCCCUUCCCCUCCCACCGCCAGGCCACCUGGGCAAGGGCUGAGGAGUCAGCUGGGAGAGAGAUCGAAGGCCAAAGUUUGCAGAUGACUCAGCCUUUAGCCCUGUAAGCACCUAGAAAUCCAGGCAGCCCUGAACUAUUUGAUACACUUGUUCCAAAAACACAGCCGGCAGGUCCAUGGCUGGCAGGCCUCUGCCCCCCGGACGCCAGGAGGAGGAGACUGCCAAAGACCCCGGGCCGAAACUACCACCAAUGUGGCCCAGAGGCCGCCUGCCCAGCAUUGAUGAGGCCCGACCUGCAGGUCUGGGCCCGGCCUCUCGCCGUGGCUCCGUGCUGGGUCUGACUGCCUCCUUCUCCCGCCGCAACUCGCUGGCCGGUCCAGGCGUGGGCCCUGGGGGUCGGCGACCAUCCCUGGGCCCUGUGCCCCCUCUAGCCUCACGGGUCAGUUUCUCCAGGUUGCCCCUGGCGCCUGCCCUGCGGGCUGCGCCCUCAUACUGCACGGAGCCGGCGCCUGCGGAGCGCUGGGAGGCUGCGCGCGCACAGCGUGCCCUGGAGGCGGUGCUGGCCACCGGGCUGUGCGACAGGUGCUACUCGGGCACCGAGGCCGGUCGGCUGGCCCGUGAGCUCUGCGAGCAGGUGCGUGUACGUCUGCGCGAGCUCAGCCCGCCACGCUACAAGCUGGUGUGCAGCGUCGUGCUGGGGCCACGUGUGGGCCAGGGCGUGCACGUGGUCAGCCGCUCGCUCUGGGACGCGGCGAGGGACGGGCUGGCCUCGGCCACCUACACCAACGCCUCGCUCUUUGCGGUGGCCACAGUCCAUGGGCUCUACUAUGAGUGAGCAGGCCUCCAAUUCUGCAAAACAGUUUAUUAUCCCAGGAGGAGGCCCCCCUGCGGAUCACAUCCCAAUAAAUAAAUGUCUGACAAUAAA
This is a messenger RNA of Lemur catta (Ring-tailed lemur), 977 nucleotides long. RefSeq names its product dynein light chain Tctex-type 4 (gene DYNLT4). Gene Ontology annotation, cellular component: cytoplasmic dynein complex; cytoplasm. Gene Ontology annotation, biological process: microtubule-based movement. Lineage: Eukaryota; Metazoa; Chordata; Mammalia; Primates; Lemuridae. The transcript is spliced from 3 exons. Gene Ontology annotation, molecular function: dynein intermediate chain binding. Bases 228 to 887 code for a protein of 219 amino acids. The record is from RefSeq and is a predicted model, not a curated record.